Messenger RNA from Paramuricea clavata, 1475 nucleotides. The record is from the annotation of a GenBank genome assembly. Lineage: Eukaryota; Metazoa; Cnidaria; Anthozoa; Malacalcyonacea; Plexauridae.
AUGAAAAUAAGACAUCGACAAGUACCAUUUGUUGACGAUGAGAUCAAAGAACUGAUGAAAAAUAGAAAUAGAUUACACAAAUUUGCUCGUCUAACCGGAAUGCCAGCUAAGUGGGAGAAAUAUCGUGCGCUUCGAGAUAAAGUUAAAUGUAAGCUACGCCAAGCAGAAAAAGAUUAGGUACACAAUGAAAUAUAUAAUAACCCAAAUAUAGCAUCGAUGUGGAAAGUCAUCAGGAAUUGCGUUCCUCGUAAAGAGACCACGAAACCAAGUUAUCCCGGAGAUGUUAAGAAAUUAGCUAAUUAAUUCAAUACCUUUUUUACCUCAGUGGGGAUAAAUACAUCAGCAACUGCAUUGGCAUUGCUUACUGAACAUGGACUACCCAUACUGAAUCCACCAACAGCUACCGAAAUACCUGAGAUCGAUCAGUUUUAUUUCCAUUCAGUAUCGUGUAGUGAAAUAAGUAGGGUUGUUAUGUCCUUUUCAUCAAAUAAGGCACCAGGAUUUGACAAAGUAUCAAUGGCUGUGAUCAAGGACGCCUUACCGUACAACCUUCCUACACUUACGCAAAUUGUUAAUUGUUCCCUGGAAACAGGUGUUUUCCCAACAGCCUGGAAGAAAGCAGAGGUUAUCCCACUUCUGAAGGAAGGGGAUUAUGAAAUUCCGAAUAAUAAUCGGCCCGUGUCGUUGUUAGUGGCUGCAUCUAAGAUCUGUGAACGCGUGGUAUUGAAACAGUUAACAGAGUAUAUGACAAAGAGAAAAAAGUUUACUAAACAUCGAAGUGGAAAUAGGAAGUUACAUUCAACCGAAACAUUAAACAUAUUCAUCUCAGAUUUAAUUCUCCAGUCCAUGGAUCGUAGAGAAGUGACUGCUUUACUCUUACUGGACUUGUGUAAAGCUUUUGAUAGCUUAGAUCAUUUCAUUCUGCUAAGAAAACUUUCGAAUAUUGGAAUCUCGAAGCCUGCGUUGUUUUGGUUUAAAAGCUAUUUGACAGGCAGGUGCCAAUCAGUACAUAUAGCGUCAGUGUUAUCUGAUGAAUGUGAAAUAACUCGCGGAGUUCCGCAGGGAUCGACACUGGGUCCGGUGUUAUUUAAUAUAUAUAUCAACGACUUGCCUGGUGUACCAAAGGAGUCCAAUUUGGAGUCGUAUAUGGAUGACUCAAAAAUAUAUUUAGCAUUCUCAAUUAGGGAUGCCGAGUUGGCAGCUAUGAAACUCACAGAACACAUACGAAGAAUUACCGCUUGGUGCUGUCUUAACAGUUUGUUGGUGAAUCCAGAAAAAACUAAGUUGCUUAUAUUAGGUACUAGGCAAAUGUUAGAACAGGUACCUGAAAAUUUUCAAAUAACUAUCCUUGGUGAGAAUAUUACCCCAGUUGCUGUUGCAAAGGAUUUAGGGAUGAUAUUGGACUCAUGUUUGAGCUACGACGAACAUAUCGCAAGCGUUGUUUCACCUUGUAUCGCUGGAUUGGGCCAAAUUAG